AUGGAUAACCCUAGGACAUGGGAGGAAAUUGUCUCUCAGAAAAUCAAGCUGCGAGAUCAAGCUCUACAAGAUUAUUUGGUCAAUGAUACAGAUCAGCGUAUUCCUUCCAUUGCCAAUGUGGAUAGACGAUCUUGCCUUGCUGGCGAACCCAUUGUUCAAGAAAUAACGGAUAUCCGCAGUGUGCCAAAUCUCUUGAGUUUGCUUCGCGAAAGGAAAUACACGGCCGAGGAUGUCGUUACAGCAUACAUCAGGAGAGCCGUGGUAGCCCACCAACUCACAAACAGUAUUACGGAAGUGGUCUUCGAAGGCGCCUUGAAACAAGCCAGAGAAUUAGAUUCCAAUUUCAUGAAAACUGGAAAGCUGAAAGGCCCAUUACAUGGGAUACCCAUUACGCUCAAAGAUCAGUUUGACAUUAAGGGUGUAGAUUCGACCUUGGGUUACGUUGGUCGUUGCUUCCAGCCGGCCACUGAAGAUGCCGUUUUGGUACAGCUACUCAAGAAUAUGGGUGCUGUCAUCAUUGCAAAAACCAAUUUGCCGCAAAGCAUUAUGUGGGCAGAAACUGAAAAUCCCCUCUGGGGACUCACAGUAAACCCACGAAAUCCCGAAUUUACUUCUGGCGGUUCGACUGGCGGCGAGGCUGCAUUGCUAGCGUUACAUGGCUCUAUCCUUGGCUUUGGGACGGAUAUUGGAGGCAGUAUCAGAAUCCCUCAAGCUAUAAAUGGGUUGUAUGGUUUCAAGCCUAGCAGUCAUCGACUCCCGUACUACGGGGUUGCUGUGUCUACUGAAGGCCAAGAGCAUGUUCCUUCCUCUAUUGGCCCAAUGGCCCGUGAUCUUGAGACCAUUUGUUACAUCAGCCGCUCGCUUGCAGACAGCAAGCCUUGGGACCUUGAUCCGAGAUGUUCGCCACUUCCCUGGAAUGAGAAUGCUUUUGAAGAGAUUCAAUCUCGACCUAUGGUAAUUGGUUUAAUAGUUGACGACGGGGUUGUAAAGAUACAUCCCCCAAUUGAGCGAGCCCUUCUUGCCCUUGCGGACAAACUUCAGGCACAAGGUCAUGAAAUAGUCGAGUGGGAUACGUCUGAUCACUUGCAAUAUAUGCAACUGAUGGAUCGUUACUACUCGGCGGAUGGUUUCGAGGAUGUUAUACGUGAUGUAACUCGUGCCGGGGAACCUUUUAUACCCCAUGUCAGAUCCUUGAUAUCCCGUGGCAGUGCCAUAUCCGUCUACCAAUAUUGGCAACUUAAUAAGGAAAAGUUUGAGCUUCAGAAGAAGUAUUUGAGCAAAUGGAACAGUAUGCGUUCAUCUUCCGGAAAGCUUGUUGAUGUGCUUCUCUCGCCUGUGCUGCCGCACGCUGCGGUCCCUCACCGAGCGCUCCGAUGGGUAGGAUAUACUAAGGUUUGGAAUCUGCUGGACUAUCCAGCUAUCUCAUUCCCUGUCGAUGAAGUUAGGAAAGGUGUUGAUAGUAUGCCGGACGUUCCUUAUUCGCCGAGGAACGCAAACGAUGCAUGGAAUUGGAGUCAAUUUGAUAUUAACAGUAUGGAUGGUCAUCCUGUCAACUUGCAAGUCAUUGGGAAGAGAUUCGAAGAGGAAAAAGUGUUAGGAGCUACUACAAUUAUUGAGAAAAUUUGGAAAACAGGGAAUUAG
Messenger RNA from Talaromyces amestolkiae, 1641 nucleotides. RefSeq lists its product as uncharacterized. The record is from RefSeq and is a predicted model, not a curated record. The transcript has 5 exons. NCBI's taxonomy places the organism in Eukaryota, Fungi, Ascomycota, Eurotiomycetes, Eurotiales, Trichocomaceae. The coding region runs from base 1 to 1641 and encodes 546 amino acids.